CGUCCGGUCCGAGCGCCGCUAUGGCUCUGCGCCCCGAGGGUCUGGACGAGCUGCCCGCCGCCUGCCUGUCGCCGUGCGGGCCGCCCAACCCGGCCGAGCUGUACAGCGAGGCGCGGCGCCUGGCGCUGGAGGAGCUGGUGGCGGGCGGACCCGACGCCUUCGAGGCCUUCCUGCGGCGCGAGCGCCUGGGCCGCUUUCUGAACCCCGACGAGGUGCGCGGCAUCCUGCGGGCGGCCGAGCGGCCCGGCCAGGAAGGCGCGGCGGCGGGGGCCGAGGACUCCUUCGGCUCGUCGCACGACUGCUCGUCCGGCACCUACUUCCCGGAGCAGUCGGACCUGGAGCCGCCGCUGCUGGAGCUCGGCUGGCCCGCCUUCUACCGGGGCGCCUAUCGCGGCGCCACGCGCGUCGAGGCGCACUUCCAGCCCCGCGGCGCGGGCGCCGGCGGCCCCUACGGCUGCAAGGACGCGCUGCGCCAGCAGCUCCGCUCCGCGCGGGAGGUGAUCGCCGUGGUGAUGGAUGUUUUCACGGACAUCGACAUCUUCAGGGACCUGCAAGAAAUAAGUCGGAAACAGGGAGUUGCCGUCUACAUCCUUCUGGACCAGGCUCUGCUUUUGCAGUUUUUGGAUAUGUGCAUGGAUCUGAAAGUGCAUCCUGAGCAGGAGAAGCUGAUGACCGUUCGGACCAUUACUGGAAGUAUUUACUAUGCAAGGUCGGGAACUAAGAUAGUUGGGCAGGUUCAUGAAAAGUUCACACUGAUUGAUGGCAUUCGAGUGGCUACAGGCUCCUAUAGUUUUACGUGGACGGAUGGCAAAUUAAAUAGCAGUAACUUGGUCAUCCUGUCUGGCCAAGUGGUUGAACACUUUGAUCUGGAGUUCCGAAUCCUGUACGCACAGUCGAAGCCCAUCAGCUCCAAGCUGCUGUCCAACUUCCGGAUCAGCGGCAAGUUUGACCAUCUAGUUGACCCGAAGCCUCUGUCGAAGGAGCUCACGUUGGGCAGCCUGCUGCGCCUGCGGCUGGCCCGGCUCUCAAGCACCCCCAAGAAGGCUGAGCUGGGGUUCGAGGCGCCCACUGAGGGCAGGGCAGAGGCCAGGCGCCAUGACUCGGAGUCCUCCACUAUCAGUGACAAGGACGACUUCAACAGCCGCAGGGACAAACUAGAGGGCGGGAGGAUGACCAAUGCCGCCACUCAGACGGAGGCAGGAGAGGAGGCACCAGCAGUGAGCGUGAGUGAUGCGGGGACCCAGGCCAGCGCCGUGACGACGUGUGCCGGGACCCAGACCGCAGUCACCACCAGGGUGGCGAGCUCCCAAACUGUGGUUCGGUCCAUGUCGGCCACCACCCAGACUGACGUGGAUGAGAACGUUCUCUUUUCUCAGGGCACCCAGUCUAAAGAAGGGUCACCAGUGUCCAGGAUGUCUGUGUCAAGAUCUUCCAGUUUGAGAUCUUCCUCCUCUCUGUCCUCUCAGGGCUCCGUGGCGAGCUCCCUGGGUUCCCAGGCGUCCAGCAGAGCCACUGACUUUGUCCGCGCUGGACAUUCCAAGUUCUGGGGCACCCCCCACUUGGAUCUGUGCUUGCGAGACUCCUUUAGGAACUUGAAUCAAGAGCGCCAGUUUCACUUUGCUGGCAUCAGGUCCCGGCUCAACCACAUGCUGGCCAUGCUCUCCAGGAGAACGUUCCUGACUGAGAAGUACCUUGGUUUUCAUCCCGGAAACGUUACCAGGGCCUCGGUGAAUCUGCUGGCUGUGAGAGAUAUCGCACUGUAUCCCUCCUAUCAGUGACCACUCAGCAUUCAGCACCCGUCCCCCGAGCACCCUGCUUUGCAGCCCGUUCACCUGAUCUUUGGUCACCCCGAUUUUCUCUGAGUUCUAUAAACUGCACAUUCUUUUACAUGCCUUUAUCUUAUUUUUGUCAUGUAUAAACCAGGUGUUGGUUUUAUGGUUGAAACACUAUGGGUACAGUUUCUUUGCACGACUUUAAUAUUGGUAUCUCUUAAAGAGAGUGUUUAGGGGUUCUCAGGUUAAUUCAGGUAAAAGAGGAAAUACAUUUUGUAUUUUUCUAGAUAUGUGUGCUCUUCUGUUUUAGAGAUUUGCAUGACUAGUUUUUAUGAUCAAAAUCCUGUUUAAGAAGAAAAUUCCUUGU
Neomonachus schauinslandi (Hawaiian monk seal) is the source of this 2139-nucleotide messenger RNA. It is a transcript of the gene SACK1D, whose product is annotated as family with sequence similarity 83 member D. Gene Ontology annotation, cellular component: mitotic spindle pole; cytosol. Bases 21 to 1778 code for a protein of 585 amino acids. The record is from RefSeq and is a predicted model, not a curated record. NCBI's taxonomy places the organism in Eukaryota, Metazoa, Chordata, Mammalia, Carnivora, Phocidae. The transcript is spliced from 4 exons. Gene Ontology annotation, biological process: regulation of ERK1 and ERK2 cascade; protein localization to mitotic spindle; regulation of TOR signaling.